AUGACAAUCCAAACUACAACAACAGAACCCAUACAACUCGCACAAAUCCUUUCUGAUCUAAACUCCCUACGCGCAUGUGACCCAUCCGCCGCCCUCGCCCUCGUAUCUGCACGCCCCAACACCAACACCAACACCACCGCACCCACGCCCGCAUCUACACAAGAAGACACAGAGCUGGAACGAGCAAAGGAUCUGUUGAAGUUGCAUUAUGAGGUCAAGGAAGCGCAUAUGAGGGGGGAGUUGGGGAGGGGGUUGCAGGAGGCGAGGGAGGCUGUUAGGAGGAGUAUGGGGGGUUGA
Pyrenophora tritici-repentis Pt-1C-BFP is the source of this 297-nucleotide messenger RNA. RefSeq lists its product as uncharacterized. The record is from RefSeq and is a predicted model, not a curated record. NCBI's taxonomy places the organism in Eukaryota, Fungi, Ascomycota, Dothideomycetes, Pleosporales, Pleosporaceae.